GAUUUGGAGUGUAGGUUUGGGAGUCUCCCACAGAUGUCCUCUCUAGUUAAAAGAAUUGACUGGAAAACUGCAAUCAAAAACUACUUUUAGGUCGAUUUGAGAAAACACGUAUUAAAAGUGAGUAAAGUCCAGGGGAUGAUCAUGAUGCAGAGAACAAAUUGCUGGAUAAAGGUGCAGUUAAAUCAUGCUUAAUCAUACUUCAUAGUUUAUUAUUGAAGAUUCCGUCACAUACAAGCACCAUUUGGAGUUGGGGCCGGCAUUUCGCUUUAUCUUUUCUGAAAGAUGUGGAAUUGAAUUUCUUUUUCAACUUUCUCUGUUCCUCAAGGCUGUAGGGUGGAUGCUAUGAACUAAUGGUAUUUGCUCCAUCACGGCCUGGUUAAAUCAUGUAUGAUCAUACUUGAAAGUGUAUUGAUGAGGAUUACGUCAAAUAUAAUCAUCAUGUGAGGUUGGCAUUUUGCUUUAACCUUCCUUCUCGGAAAGACCUGAAAUUGAGCGGACUUUUUAUCUCUUUUCUCAGUUGGUUCAGCUGGCAGUUUGGCACCUGCUCCUUUUGCCAAUGAAUGGCCAAAGUCAAAUUAAAGGAGCGGGGUCUUGAAAUUGAAGUGCGUUGAUGUGUGAUGUAACUCUGGUGGCAGGAUCGUGGCCACGUUCAUCACAUUCAUAAUCCUUCGUACAUACCGUGACAGAGAGUGCACAAAAGCUUCUGAUGUUGUUCUACUUCUACGCCGUAAAAGUUUCUCUCCCAGGAGAUAGUACACUUUGUUAUUGGUAAUUAAUAAUUUGUUGCAUCUAAAUGCAUGCGUAUUGAGUAGGCAUCUGGAAAAAGACAAACUAUUGGAACAAGUGGGCGUAUUUACUAUUUAGCAGUUCCGAGGUACUAUAACAGAGUCCGCGCGCAGGGUACACCAAAACGCAUGUGGAGGUUUUGAAGUGCGCCAAGCUCACCGCCAAGCUGUGUCAUAAAUGUGAAAGCUUUGUCUUGUGCCUAAUCAAUACUUGCUUCCUUACUUCUCAAGAACCUAUUUUAACUCUCUCUCCCUCCGUCUUUAUGUUUCCUUGUUCGUGGGUGCGCGAGAGCGUGUGUGGCUGAACUAACGCACUGUAGAAUAAGCAAGUGAUAGAAGCAAGCUUGGUGCUUUGCAACUUGCAAAGCCGAAAGGAGCGUACUUUAUAUGCUAUUUCGGUUACUCUGGUGAUUCCGGACUGUGGGCCUGAUUUAACUCCACAAAAUGAGUUCUGAGGAAAAGGCUGUGAGUGAAGGACAUCACGCUGCUUCGUGCUUAAGAACGGUUUCUCUUCCAGUUCCCAAGCUUGAAACUUUUUUCAAGUCGAUUUUUGCGGCUCAAACCCUUUUUAAAGGACAUUCUGUGUGUGUGUUGAAAAUCAAGUGGAUGAUGAACCAGUGGGAAUGACUGGGGAAUCAACACGUGCUCGUCAUUGGAAGCGGCAAAAUCUUCUCCUAGAAAUACCCCCAAGAACAUCAGAAGAGCAUUCUCAAGAAUUUGUUGCAAUUAAGAUGCCAAUAACUCCAAGUCCCACUCCCACUCCCAAGAGAGUGAAUUUUCUUGUGACUUCACUUUCUGUUGACGCCCCAACUUAUAAUUCUCCUGGGCCCUCUGCAUCAAGAGGCAAAACAUCCAUUAAAAGUAUCUUACCAAAGUUGAACUUCAAGCAUAAGACAUCAUCAGAUAUUGAAAAGGCUUUUACUGCAGCUCCAGAAAGUUCCUCUCCAGCCCCUCGAGAAAAGCUUUCAAUUGCUAGAUCAUUGUCCCUUACUAAGAUAUUUACACCUAAAAUUAAGAGAACGUCAUCAUUACCAGUGGAUGAACUUCAUUCAAACCCAGAAUCUGUUCAUGCUGAAAGUGUUGGCAGAUCUCUAUAUGGAACAGAGGCGCAGGGGCAGAUAGCCCGUUCACAGUCGGUGCCUGUCACUGGUCUAGACAAGGGCAUAAGGAGAAUGGAUUCAUUUUUCCGUGUUAUUCCCUCCACUCCGCAUGUAAAGGGAAAAAAAGAAUUGUUGGCCACAUCCCCAUCAAAGGAUACUGCCUUUCUUGGUUCAGAGAACGACGACGACGACAACGGCGAUGGCGAUGAUGAUGAUGAAGGUGAAGAUAUAGCUGAAGAAGAUGCAGUGUGUAGGAUUUGUUUGGUUGAUCUGUGUGAAGGAGGUGAAACCUUCAAGAUGGAAUGCAGCUGCAAAGGUGAACUUGCUCUGGCACACCAAGAAUGUGCCAUUAAAUGGUUUAGUAUCAAGGGUAACAAGACCUGUGAUGUGUGCAAGGAGGAGGUUCGGAACCUACCUGUCACACUUUUAAGGAUCCAAAAUGUUGUAACUCAGAACACGGGAGCUAACAGGUCUCAGCUGUCAGAUGCAAGUGCAUACAGGGUUUGGCAGGAAGUUCCUGUUCUUGUCAUUGUGAGCAUGUUAGCCUAUUUCUGUUUCCUUGAGCAGCUAUUGCAGGUCGGAAAAAUGGGUACCGGUGCAAUUGCCAUUUCUCUUCCAUUCUCAUGUGUACUGGGCCUGCUCUCCUCCAUGACUUCAUCGACCAUGGUGCAUGGCAGGUUCAUCUGGUUUUAUGCGUCUGCCCAAUUUGCUCUGGUGGUUCUCUUCGCACAUAUAUUUUACUCAUUGGUUCACGUGCAGGCAGUUCUGGCAAUCCUUCUUGCAACAUUUGCCGGGUUUGGUGUAGUGAUGAGCGGGAGCUCUGUUCUUGUUGAAAUUACUCGAUGGAGAAGGAGAUGGCUGGCACCUCACGGUGCAAUGCAAGCACAUUCAGGCCCUCCCAGCGGCAGUCAAACAGUGGCACUAAAUCAACAAAACUCGAUUUAGAGCUGAAUUUCCGUCUUUUUGGCUUCUUUGGUACGCAUGCUGUAUAGGAGAAUUAAAAUCUGGAGUGUCACUCACUGUACAGCUCAUAUUGUAAUAAUAGAUAGAUUGGCCUAUAUUAUAGAAUUUGUGGUUUUUAGUAGCAUUUGCUAAGCCAGGGGGCUUGUGGCCCUCUGUUUCUGUAACGUCUGCUGAGAGAUGAGGAUUAAGGGAAUCAACUUUUGAAGUGCUGUUGGGGAUUAUUGACAAGCACGGAUCUUUUCA
This is a messenger RNA of Prosopis cineraria, 3091 nucleotides long. RefSeq lists its product as uncharacterized. Gene Ontology annotation, molecular function: zinc ion binding. The record is from RefSeq and is a predicted model, not a curated record. The coding region runs from base 1409 to 2830 and encodes 473 amino acids. NCBI's taxonomy places the organism in Eukaryota, Viridiplantae, Streptophyta, Magnoliopsida, Fabales, Fabaceae. The transcript is spliced from 9 exons.